Molecule: messenger RNA, 651 nt
Organism: Rotaria sp. Silwood2
Lineage: Eukaryota; Metazoa; Rotifera; Eurotatoria; Philodinida; Philodinidae
Source: the annotation of a GenBank genome assembly
AUGUUUUAUUUUUAUUUUCAAGAUUUUACUCAGCAAGUUUUACUGAAUCAAUUUAAAAAAAUUCCUAAUGAACAAAUACAAAUUUAUUCAAAUGAAGAAAGUAGUCUAUUACCAAAACUUCGACUACCAACAAUGGCUGAUAAACCAUCACCAAUUAUUAUAUUUCCUCAAGAAAAUUUUUAUUUUUCAUAUGAUACAGAACAAAAUUCAACUAAUUGUCAUAGAAAUAAUAAAAAUUGUCAACAAUCAAUCAUAGGAGAUCAUAGUGAUGAUCCUCAUCAUCUAUCAAUGCGUACAGCAUUUUUUGCUUAUGGACCAUUAUUUAAAAAAGGUCAUAUAAAUGAACCUGUUCUUAUGACAGAUGUAUAUGCAUUAUUAAGACAAAUUCUUUGUCUUUCACCAUUUCCUUCAUCAAGAGGAGGUUUAUUUCAUAUACACAAUAUGCUUGAUUUAACAUCACUUUCAAAUACAUGUGCUCAUUUAUAUUUAUCAAGUCUUAAUAUGAUUAAAUCUGUUUCAACACAAGUGAAUAAUCAAAAUAAUACAAUUAAUAAUGAUUUAAAAUUAGUACAGAUUAAUAUUACAGAAAAAUAUCAAAUACCAUAUUAUCAUCAUCAUCAUCUUAUACAAAUGAGUAUUACUAUCGAUUAA